Molecule: messenger RNA, 503 nt
Organism: Nematolebias whitei (Rio pearlfish)
Lineage: Eukaryota; Metazoa; Chordata; Actinopteri; Cyprinodontiformes; Rivulidae
Product: periphilin-1
Biological process (GO): negative regulation of DNA-templated transcription; negative regulation of gene expression, epigenetic; protein localization to heterochromatin
Cellular component (GO): nucleoplasm
Source: RefSeq, a predicted model, not a curated record
AUUUUUCAGGACGAAAGAAACCAAAGCAAAGAAGGAGAUCACAGAGCGACCAAAAGCAAAGACAGGGAGCGAAGCAGAGACGGGGAGCUCCCUUUAACUGCGAGCCAGACAGCUGCACGAGACAGAGCCAUCCAACUGAAGAGGAGAGAGAUAGAUGAGGUUUACUACCAGGAAUGUGAAAUGUUCGGCUUUGUAGCAAAGAUGCUGAUAGCAAAGGAUCCAUCCCUGGAGCGUCCCAUCCAGUCCUCGCUGCAGGAGAACCUCCGGGACAUUGGCAAGCGCUGCAUUGAGGCCAUGGAGAAAUUCAUCCAGGAUUAUGACUCCAGAGAACUGUUGCACUAAUUGUUUGAAAACUUUCUGAUGAUUGUAAAAAUGUAAGCUGCUUUUCUUACUUGUGAUAUUUUUAUGUUCACUGCCUGACGACACUGGACUCAAUGCACUUCUCAGUCUCUUGCUGCCCGCCCAGUGACACUGAUCCACCAAGAAAUCGAAGAUUUGAGAAU